Molecule: messenger RNA, 5127 nt
Organism: Amorphotheca resinae ATCC 22711
Lineage: Eukaryota; Fungi; Ascomycota; Leotiomycetes; Helotiales; Amorphothecaceae
Exons: 5
Cellular component (GO): nucleus
Molecular function (GO): ATP hydrolysis activity; ATP binding; ATP-dependent chromatin remodeler activity
Source: RefSeq, a predicted model, not a curated record
AUGGAGGUCGAAGACCCGUGGGACUGGUCUAUUGACCGCGUGGUGCAAGAGCUUUGUACUCCCAAUCGAUCUUGGCACCCCCCUACCUCCACAUCAACCCCGGACCUUACCAAACUUGCGAGUGUUCUUCGGGAACAAGAGGUCAAUGGAAGUGUCUUUCUACUGGAUAUCGACGACGAUGUUCUAAGGAAAGAUUUUGACAUCAAGACUCUCGGCCAAAAAGCCUUUGUUCGGAGAGCAAUUGAGGAGCUCAGAUCAAAGAGCGCACACUAUCAAGCAUAUGUGCAGGAACACUUUUCGCGUAGCUUUACCUCAACUCUACGCAGACCUAGUGUCGCAGGUCUUGAAUCACCUGCGUCCUUCCAGAAUUAUCUCACUGCAGCAGAUUAUUCUGGAGGAGCGUUGGAGGACAGUCCAGGGAUACCUACCCCGGUCGAUACUCGAACUGCUAGUGGUGAAUUUGUCGUUUCGGACGCUUCAGGUAGCAAACGACGCAAAUUAGACCAUGCUAAUGCCGACGAUAAUUUUGCACCUCUGAUUCCAGAUAGUUCGUCUCCCCAGAUCAUCGAAUCGGACCACGAGAUCGUACAGACCGAAAAUGUUGCACAACAUAUUCCACCUACUCCGCGAUCUGAAAGUGCUCCUAGUCCUAUCCCGGAGAAUAAUGGGAAGAAGCCUAAGCGCAUCGCCCCGACUUUGAUUUCAUCACAGAUCGACCCGAGUAGGGAUCGUGAAAUUCCGAGUGAUGCAGACAACGUUCGGCCGAAAUCAAAUCUCUCAGUGUCCCAAGCGAAAGGCUACCUGGGCAAAGUGAAGAUACCUGUCGAUGAUAUCUUCUAUAAGGGUACUGAAGUAGGCCAAGAGCUUCCGGCUUCAGAAGAUCCCACCGAAUUCUCUGAAGUUGCCAGGCAAAUUUCAAGUGGACGACGUCUUUACAUACAUCAUGUUAUGAAAAACUUCCUGCGAUCAGAGCGGCAAGUCUUUGAACGUGAUGGGAAAUCCUUCAUUGCCAUCCUCCCAUAUCCGACAAAGCUUGCAGAAAGAUUCCACAAACCUUCCUUCACGUUAUUCUAUACAAAGGAGGAUGGCAAGGCCUGUUCUAGACGCGAAGAACUCCAAUCUUGGCCCGAAGUCGACCCUGAUGCACCUCCACAGAAGCUUCUGGCUGAUGGCGACGACAAUCGCGUGACUUUUAAUUCAGGGGUAUUGCAUGAGCUCGGUUCUUAUGGAGAGACUUUUGAUCCUGAUUCCUUGGCGAAAUACCGACAUGUUCAGGGAGGCGACGAAGUCCUUCCGAUCUAUGGAGAAUCGGAUGAAGAGAACGAGUAUGAUCUCGACACGUGGGCAGAAAUAGAGGGAGAACGGGGAACCCUUGUUAAGCCCUUGAAACCCCUGAAGAAACCACAUCUCAGCAUAGAAGAAGUGAACAAGGCGAUUGAUGAGGGCAUUGCUGAAUUGGUCGUCAAGUGGAAGAAGGAGAAGCUACCUAAAAACCAAGCGAAGGCGCUACGAUUAUGGACAAAGUUCCGCAAGAAUCGUGAGGCUCGGCGAGAGCGUAUCAGAGUGAUUCAAAAGCGCCUCUACCACAUCACUGAUGAUCGGAUACCGAAGCUGCGCAAGGAAAUUGUUGGCGAAAUUUGGACAAGUCAACGUCAGGUGCGAAGACAGACUCGCAUCAUGGAGCAGACUAUCUUCGAUCGUGAAAGCUCUAUCUGGGAGAUUUCUAUUAUAGAAAGUAAAGUUGCCCCAGAGAGACCUCCACAAAAACUUUCCAAAUCGACGAAGCCAAGAGCCCGCGCUGAGGAAGAUGGAGAAGGAGAGCUUAUAGAAAGCGACCUCGAGACAUCUUCCCCUGGUGAAGACGAAUUUGAUGAUUUUAUUGUCGAUGACACGUCAAGUUCUGGAGAGCCAGUUGAGAUGGAUUUUGCAGACAGUGAGGAUGAUGAUAGUGCGACUUCGUCUGAUGCAAGCUUGGAUAAUCUCACCAAAACAUCAUUUGCAGUUCGAACAAAGCCUUCGAAGAAUUCUAUCAAAGGUCGCGCUUCAAAUGAUGAUGUUGACUAUAUGUCAGAUGGAUCUAACGAAGAAUCUGGGCCUGUUAAGCCAGUCGCUACAAACCCACGCACGCCAGGCCAUCCAUCAACCCCGAAUCAUACGAAAAAAUCAACACCUCCUGGCUUUUCUCAUGCUUCGCUAAACAGCGCCAGUGAACCUAUUGAUCUAACGAUGCUUUCCGACGAUAGUCCUCUCCGCCCUGUUACUAAAAUGGAGAUGCCGAAGAAGAAGAAACCACUAAUCAAGCUCACGAAUCACAACAGCCCCUUGAGUAGUAGCCCUAUUGUCAUAUCUGACGAAGAGCUUCCAUUACCUGAUAUGGAUAAUCUGCCUCCCUAUGAUGACCCUGAUGCCAUCGCAAAGUUCUCGCACGAGGCUUGGGCCAGUGUUUCUGACAGGGAACGUCUACUCAUAUCUGUGCUUAAGGAGAUGAAUGAUGCUGCGAGAACUGCUAUAUUCUCCUUCAUCUCGAACGUCUCUGAAACUGAACUCUGGGAUCAUAUGUCUGGCGUGAUAGGAGCUUUGCUUAAGGCGAAAAGCAGUCUUAAAGGCGUGGACGACAAUACCUUUGAAACCCUGAUCAAUUUUAUCAAGCUAUUCAACACAUACGUCGACUGCAAAUAUCAUGCUCGAAAGAAACCAUCAGAGCGGCGCCUUUUAAAGCUUCAAAGUGCGCGCAAUGAAUGGUUCCCUGCGUUUUACCUUCUUUGUCGAAAAUUGGAAAGCUACUUCCGGUCGAGUCUAAUGGAUGGCCAAGAGGAUGAUGGCAAUAAGCAGCUGGAGGACAAACGUGAACGAGCUGUCAACACUAUCACCGACGAUGGUUACCAAGGAGAUGCUGGUUCACAACGUAAGAAACGCAAGCGAAAGAUUUAUGAGGACAAGGAAGCUCGUGACAUGCGAGAGCAAGAUCGCUUACGACUCGAUGCACAAGAACAACGUCGAAAGAAGCUUCAAAGCAAGCUUACAUCGAUCGGACAUAUAGAUGGUCAGCAUCAAAUCAUCAUAAACGAUGGCAAGUUUGAGCAUCAAGGAUUCGUCUAUGUCAAUGAACAAAUAGCUCCACGGAUUAAGCCGCAUCAAAUUGAUGGUGUUCGAUUUAUGUGGAACCAAAUUGUCACCGACGAGAAGGCAAUGCAAGGCUGUCUACUUGCCCAUACGAUGGGUCUAGGGAAGACAAUGCAAGUAAUCACUCUUCUAGUCGCAAUAGCUGAAGCAUCUGCAUCACCCGAUGAAUCCGUGUACUCACAGGUUCCCCCCAGCCUUCGGGUUUCGAGAACCUUGGUUCUAUGUCCUGCUGGACUCAUAGAUAACUGGAUGGAUGAACUCCUUACAUGGUCCCCCAAAGAUCUCUUGGGACACUUCCGGAAAGUGGACACCACUGUCAAAACUCCUGAAAGACUGCAGGUUAUCAGCGAUUGGUAUCAUGACGGCGGAGUGCUUAUUCUUGGCUACGAAAUGUUUAGGUCCCUCUACGAGAAUAAAACCACGGCGAAACGCCGAGCACCUCUCAAUGAGGAGGAUCACAAAACUGUCAAAGAUCAACUCCUGAAUGGGCCCAAUAUAAUCGUGGCGGAUGAAGCUCAUAAAAUGAAAAACGCAAAUAGUGCCAUCGCACAAUCAACGGCUCAAUUCAGAUCGAAGAGUCGCAUCGCGCUGACAGGAUCUCCGCUCGCAAACAAUGUUGCGGAGUAUCAUACUAUGAUCGACUGGGUCGCUCCAAAUUACUUGGGUCCUGCACUUGAAUUCCGUGUCAAGUAUGUUGAGCCCAUCCAGGAUGGACUUUGGCACGAUAGCACAGCUUCCGACAGACGUAGGAGUCUGAAAAUGCUCGGCGUCCUGAAGGAGGAUCUUGCUCCCAAAGUUCACCGGGCCGAUAUGUCCGUUCUGCGCAACGACCUACCCCCCAAGAAAGAAUUUGUGAUCACAGUUCCUCUUACCGACCUGCAAAGGAAAGUGUAUUCGCUUUAUGUGCAGUCUAUGGUAUCAGGCCAGACGAAAGAAGUCUCUCAGACAACUGUAUGGCACUGGCUCGCGAUCCUCUCCCUGCUAUGCAACCAUCCCGAAUGCUUCAAUAGGAAACUCAAUGAACGAAAGGAAGAGGCCCGAAAGGAGCGGGGCGUACUCUCUGGUUCCAUUUCUCGAACCGGUACAGAUCAAGCCACUGACCAAAGCACUGAUCAAGCUGAGAUAAUCGCGGCUGAGCUCAAUGCACCCGUUUGGAAGGUCGGAGUGUCUCAAGAAUUGAUAAAUGCAGUCACCGAGGUUUUCAAGCAAGAGGCGUCUGACUUGAAGGCCAUCAAUCUGUCAAACAAAGUCAAGAUUCUUUGUCAGAUUCUCGAUGCCUCUAAGGAAGCUGGUGACAAGGUCCUUGUUUUCUCGCAAUCACUUCACACCCUCGAUUUCCUUGAACACCUGUGCAUUACGCAAGGCAGGAAAUAUGCAAGGCUUGAUGGCAGUACAACCAUAAGCAAGCGACAAGAGUCGACCAAAGCCUUCAACGUGAGCAACACGGAACUCUAUCUCAUAUCCACUGCGGCAGGAGGACUUGGUUUGAACAUCUUUGGGGCCAAUCGCGUGGUAAUCUUCGAUUUCAAAUUCAACCCGAUCAUGGAAGAGCAAGCAGUUGGCAGAGCUUAUCGCAUUGGCCAAAAGAAACCUGUAUUCGUGUAUCGCUUUGUGGCUGGAGGAACGUUCGAAGACAGCAUCCACAACAAGGCUGUUUUCAAGAUGCAAUUAGCUUCGAGAGUCGUCGACAAGAAGAGCCCGGUGGCGUGGGCUUCAAAACGAGUGAGAGAAUUUCUCUUUGAACCCAAGUUUGUGGAGCAAAAGGACUUGUCCGAGUUCGUCGGGAUGGACCCAUUGGUUCUUGAUAAGGUCCUAGCUUCUCAGACCGGCUCCUCCACGAUCCGAGCAAUUGUGCAAACCGAUACUUUCGAGCAAGACGAUCAAGACAAGUUGACUGCGGAAGAGGAAGUAGAAGUGAAGCGUAUGCUGAGUGACGAGAAACUCAAACGGUCGAAUCCCAGAGCUUUCCAGGAACUGAUCCAGAAGCGAAAUGCGCUGCAACUC